AUGGUCUAUGUGUUAAAGGGUGACUUCUCCGUACUCUCCCAAAAGGUGGUGUCUCACUCUGCCUCCAUUAAACAAUCGGAGACCCAAUUUGGGCAAAUCUCUACGCAACUAAAUGCAAGGACUAUAGGUGGACUUUUGAGUGACACAAUUGCUAACCCAAAGAAUGAAGCACAAGUCCUAGAAAUUGUCAUUAGAAGUGGGAAAGUACUUAAAGAACCCCUUAGAGGAGAGGUGAGUGAAAAUAUGCCCAAGGACAAGGAAAAUGAGGUGACACCUCAAAGAUUAAAAUCAAAUGAUGAGAAAGAGCUAGAUGAAAGCAAUGAGAAAGUGGUCGAAGUUGAAAAGCCGCAAAGAAAAGAAAAGACAACCAUCCAUGUUCCUCCUCCGUUUCCUCAACGAUUGCAUAAAAAGGAAGAGAAUGACAAAUUGAGAAAAUUUAUGAAGAAGCUUGUUGAAGGUAAUACCAUUGAAAUUACUUAUGGGUGUAAUGCUAUCAUGGAUAGCAAGUUUACGGAAAAGAAAAAUGACCCCGGAGCCUUCACUAUCCCUUGCACCAUUGCUGCUCAUGAGUUUGCAAAAGCUCUUUGUGACCUUGGUACAAGCAUCAACCUAAUCCCAUAUGUCAUAUAUAAGAAACAUGGUUUGUACACUACUACAUCAACCUCAAUGCAACUUUUGAUGGCGGACCGGUCCAUUAAAAGGCCAAUAGGUGUAUUGUUUGAUGUCCUCGUGAAGGUGGACAAAUUUAUUCUCCCUGUGGAUUUUGUUGAAUUGGAUUGUGAGAUGGAACAAGAGGUGCUUAUCAUUCUUGGUUGUCCUUUCUUUGCCACUGGGAGAGGCAUUGUUGAUCUAGAUAUGGGGGAAAUAAAAUUUUAG
Molecule: messenger RNA, 876 nt
Organism: Capsicum annuum
Lineage: Eukaryota; Viridiplantae; Streptophyta; Magnoliopsida; Solanales; Solanaceae
Exons: 2
Coding region: 1-876 (291 amino acids)
Source: RefSeq, a predicted model, not a curated record